Molecule: messenger RNA, 585 nt
Organism: Cornus florida
Lineage: Eukaryota; Viridiplantae; Streptophyta; Magnoliopsida; Cornales; Cornaceae
Product: probable transcription factor At2g01370
Exons: 3
Coding region: 1-585 (194 amino acids)
Biological process (GO): regulation of DNA-templated transcription
Source: RefSeq, a predicted model, not a curated record
AUGGUAUCAGAGCCAGACCCGAUCCUUGAUCCGCCUUCUGUGAAACGUCCGGUAGAGACAUCGGAACAAAAUGAGAUACCGGAGUCAAAGAGGAAGAAGAGAAAGGUUAACAAUGGCCGUCAAGCUAUUGAAGAGAAGAAGUCUGUAUUUAGUAGGUUCUGGAGCGAAGAGGAUGAAAUUGCCAUCUUGAAGGGAAUGGUCGAGUACAAAUUGAGUAAUAGGGCUGACCCAUAUACUGAUAUGGCCCAUGAGCGCAAGACAUUCGAACUCUCAAAGAAGAUAUGGGGUAGUGGUAUAUAUGUAGCAGCAGCUAGUGGUGGAAUAAAAGUUAGUGGAGAGAAUUUUUUGUCCAUGUAUCCCAGAUUGAAUGAGUCAUUGCAGUGGGUAAACCACGGAGUGUCGGAGUCUGGGAGGAACUUCUUGAAGGAAGGAAUGCAAUUGGUUGGAAGUGCCAAUGCAGAAAAUAUGAAGGAAAAGUGGAGAUAUUUGCAGAUUCAUGAAAUGGAGUUAUACCUAAAACGUGUUCACUUAAUUCAUCAGCUGACUAAACUAGUGUUGGAUGAAAUCAAGUCUGUCAAGUCAUAA